GUACCUGGUGUGUCAGAGAACCGUCCCUCUGUCCUGCGAGGAGAUGCGCUGCUGGUUUGUCCCACAGGAGAAACGGGGUUGAAGUACCGAGGCUUCGUUCACAGUGUGGAGCUGGACAGAGUCAAACUGGGCUUCAGCUCCGAUUUGCUGAAUCGGUUCUUUGACGGGAUGAAGUUCAGCGUGGAGUUCACGGUGAACCCUCUGCCUCUGCGUCUUCAGCACAGAGCAGUAGAACUGGCAGCUGAACACAGGCUGGAGCAGGUUCUGUUUCCUGCUGCACCGACCCCCCAGCUGCCCGAGCUGCCCGAGCUGCCCGACCUCAG
Molecule: messenger RNA, 323 nt
Organism: Paralichthys olivaceus (Japanese flounder)
Lineage: Eukaryota; Metazoa; Chordata; Actinopteri; Pleuronectiformes; Paralichthyidae
Source: RefSeq, a predicted model, not a curated record